Molecule: messenger RNA, 690 nt
Organism: Aureobasidium vineae
Lineage: Eukaryota; Fungi; Ascomycota; Dothideomycetes; Dothideales; Saccotheciaceae
Source: the annotation of a GenBank genome assembly
AUGGUUCCUCAAUCAUCUCCCGUCAGCCCUGAGCAGACCACCCCUGCCUCGGUUGAUGGCCACGUUGCUGUCCCUUCGACCGUCACUCUUUACAGCACUAAGAUCGCCACCAUCAUCAGCUGUGCCCCUGAAGUUACUGAUUGCCCGGCUCACGAGUCGACUACUAUUUUCCCCACUGCCAUCACUGUCUCUAGUGUUUGGUCUCGUACCUCGUCUGUCCCCGCCGCCUCCUCGCCUGCUGGAUCAGCCCCUGCCGGAUCAUCCCCCGUCAGCCCUGAGACCACCUCGGCUCCUGUCACUAUCGUACCCUCCACGAUGUUCUACUACAGCAGUUCGACCGUGACUGUUUCGGGAACCUCGACUAUCGUUCAAGUUGUUCCCACCAGUUACGCCGUUACCAGCGUGGUUUCGUCAUCUUGGGUUCCCAUUGAGUACUCCAGCGGUGUUCCCCAGGACUCGGCUCCUGCUGUUUCUGCCCCUGCCCCUAUUGUUCCUACCUCCGCUCCCUAUGCCGUCACCAACAGCACCAUGAAGUCUGUUGGUGGUCCCAAGGGAACCGGUAUUGUAGGAACUGGCUCUGGCAGCAAGACCACCUCAACCUACUCGCCUUCCCAGUACACUGGUGCCGCCAACAAGGUCGGUGCCGCUGGUCUGGCUGGUGUCGCCGCUUUCGCUGCUUUCCUUCUGUAA